Molecule: messenger RNA, 3431 nt
Organism: Ornithorhynchus anatinus (platypus)
Lineage: Eukaryota; Metazoa; Chordata; Mammalia; Monotremata; Ornithorhynchidae
Product: NUAK family SNF1-like kinase 1
Exons: 7
Coding region: 582-2429 (615 amino acids)
Biological process (GO): microtubule cytoskeleton organization; intracellular signal transduction; protein phosphorylation
Cellular component (GO): cytoplasm
Molecular function (GO): protein serine/threonine kinase activity; tau-protein kinase activity; ATP binding
Source: RefSeq, a predicted model, not a curated record
AGUGCUUGCUCCCCGGCAAGGAGGAAGCAAUUUAGCUGAGGGGAUCUGAGCGUCAGAGCCAAGACGCUGGGCAGGAGCUCAGUUCCCAGGAUCAAGGGGGAGGAAGGAGUGUGGGGACCUGGGAAGCGUUGGCUCUCCCUGGGCAGGAUGGAGAAGGACGGGGCACACAUGGUGCAGAGAGCAAAGGGCUGUCCUAAGUCCAACAGCAGGCAGUGCCCGAAGAGGAAGGCAAGCCAGCAGAUGCCGUAGGAAGGGCAAGAGCUUCAGAAAAGCUGUCAGCACCGGGGAGCAGCUGAACACUCCCUACUGUCCCAGCUCGACAGGAGGGGAAGAUGCCUUUGCUCUCUUCCAGAGAGCUGAUUGGAAAAGGAUUUGACCACGCCUGGUGGGAUCUCUGGCCACUUUCCUGAGAGGAGGAGACUGUUGCUGGGGUCUCGCCUGCAAGGACUUGGGCUCCCCAGCAGUGAGGGAGGCAGAUAGGUCUCCCCCGACACACACCUCUCCUCUGUCCAGAUAAGGUAGCCCCAUGACAGGGAGUGCUUGCCACAGAGCAGCCUCAGUGAGUAAGGGCAGGAGGGUGGAUGAUGGCAGCUGAGUUUAGAGACCCCUGUGGAUCCGAGGAGGAGGAAGCAGUGGAUCCCAGAGAAGAGAGCUUGGGGACAAUGGGAAGGGGCCUGGAUCUACCAAUGCCAGGAAAGGUGCGGAAACACCAGCACAAACACAGCGUGAAGCACAGAUACGAGGUCCUGGGGACCCUGGGGAGAGGCACCUACGGCAAAGUGAAGCAAGCCACCGAGAGAGGAACAAACAGGACGGUUGCCAUCAAGUCGAUCAGGAAAGACAAAAUCACAGAUGAGCUGGACCAAGUGCAUCUCCAGCGUGAGAUUGAAAUCCUGGCUCUGCUCAAGCACCCCAACAUUGUCCAGGUUUUUGAAGUCUUUGAGAACCGAGAUAAACUCAUCCUCGUCAUGGAGUACGCCAGUAACGGAGAACUCUAUGACUACAUCAACAACCGGGGCCAGAUUUCGGAGAACGAGGCUCGAGGCUUCUUCCGCCAGAUUGUUUCAGCUGUUCACUAUUGCCAUAAGAAAGGUGUUGUUCACCGUGAUCUCAAACUAGAGAAUAUCCUUCUGGAUGAGAAGCUCAAUGUGAAGCUGGCAGAUUUUGGACUUUCCAACAAGUAUAGCCAGUACCAGGUGAUGGAGACAUACUGUGGAAGUCCCCUCUAUGCAUCUCCAGAGAUUGUGAAGGGGCUCCCCUAUCAAGGACCCGAGGUGGACUGUUGGGCACUGGGAGUUCUGCUGUAUGCUCUUGUGUACGGCAGCAUGCCUUUUGACAGCAACAACUACAAGGUACUGACAGAGCAGAUUGGCAGGGGAGACUACAGGAAACCUCCGCAUGUUUCGGGGGCUUGUGGCCUGAUCGACUGGUUGCUGACCGUGCAAGCUAAAGGCAGAGCAACCAUUGAAAAUGUGGCCAACCACUGGUGGGUGAAUUGGGGCUAUGGCUUGGUGGUGUGUGACUGCGAGCCCUCCCCAGAAUGCCAGUCUCCGCUGUUGGCCCGCUAUAUCGACGGGCAGAACAGCUUCCCUGAGGGCAAUUUCAGCCCAGGACUGAUCUCUGGGCAAGGAAAUCCUGGGGGUAACCACAAGGCCUGCCUGAGGAAGUCCAAGAAGGAGAAUGAUAUCCAGCGGCCCCAACAGGACCCAGCCUCUCAGGGCCCCGGCAGAAAGCCCAAGGGCAUUCUCAAAAAGAGAAGGAGUAGUUUGGACAGCACCUUCUUCCCCAGUCCCUCCUCAUCCCCCAACCUCGCUGAGUCUGAGGACGGAGUUCAUCCGGGAUUUCACCUCCUGGUGGCUCCUCACCUCAGCCAACCUGAAACCCACUUGGAGCCCACUAAGAUGCCCAAGAAAGGAAUCUUGAAACAGUUCUUUCAGAGGGAAUCUGGCUACUCUUCAUCUCCUGAGAGAGGGGCUGCCUCAGGGGGCCCAGGAAGGGAAAGCUAUACCUCAGGCCACGCAGCCAGGUCAGAAAGAGGGGUCCAGAGGCAGAAAGGGAUCCUGAAGCAGAAUGGAAGAUUUUCAGCAAGUUUGGACCUGCCGCUAGACUGCUCCUCCUUGAGACUCUCUGACUCCAUGGAGGCCCUAAUUCUUGCAGGAGAUGGGCAGUCCAGCCACCCAAGCCGACCUCCGAGUGUCAUCAGCGAUGACAGCUUCCUCUCUGGUGACUCCUUCGACUUCACAGAUGUGGCCACUGGGCCCAAGGGCUCUUUCCUGACCACCAUGAGUGGCCAGGCCCUGGGCUUGAGCUCUGCUCCCAAAGAGGACCUCCACAGCCCAGAUACCAUUGGCCAUAAGGCUCCUUCACGCCGAGGACCCCUGGAAAACCUAUUUUUAGAGAGGCUCAGUGGUGCCCAGAGUGGCAGCUGACUUCCACUGCCUGCUCCGUGCCUCCUGGGAAAGGCACUGACCAGUGCCCCAACCAGUUACAUAGCAUCUCUCCUGGUGCCUGAAAAUACUCCUCUGUUUUCCUAAUUCAGAGUUACUGAGUGAGGUCAUUAAGAUUGUGGUGAUCGUGUGGAGAAGAUACCUGCAGGAGUCAGACAGAGAGCUUCUGAACAAAUGGAAAGGGGGUUGACUAUUUUGGAGGCUUCAUGUCUUGCAUUCCACUGGUGUGGCUCACUGAGUGUUUCUCAAACACCAUCUGAGUAGGAAGACCUUCCUUAUGGAGGUUUAAUUACCGCCCAGGAGAGUGGUGUUCUCCUCACAGCCAUCUUUAUAUUGAGGUUUGCCUAAAGGCCAUUACUGCAGGCUGUCCUGUUCAGAAUAAAAUCAAGCCUCUGAGUGCCUGGGUGAAAACUACCCACUGGGAACUCAUUUAGCACACAGUACCCAGCUCAUUAAAAUCUGAAUGGAACUCUGAUUGUUCCAGUCACUUGGCCAAAGAUUUCCCCAUCAGAGUAAAGCAGUUUAUUAUUAGGGACAGUCUUGGGUGACAUCCAGCCUCUGCCUGAGCCCAGAAAACCCAGAAUCAAACAGGGCAGGACCAGCCCAUUUCUUUGGGUCAUUAGUAAGUCUGGGUUUCUACAGUCUUUAUGUGUGAGGACUUCAAGGUGCUUCACAAAAAUCUUAUUUAACCUUUAUCCUGUGAGAUAGGCCUGCCUCCAGCACAGUCUCUAGUCCAUAUGCUGCCCAGACCAUAUACCCAAAGCAUCAUUUUUUGCCCAUCUCCCCAUGCCUCGAAUACCGGCAAUUCCUCUCCACAUCAAGCAGCAACUCCUGAUUGAUUGCUCCAAGGCAAUCAAUCAGCUCUCCCCCUACUUAAACCCCACUCCUCUCACGACUAGCUCCUUUCAAGCCAAUCUAUUCACUGUGCCUUUUUCCUCAUUCUCAUUUCUCUUGCCACUUAUCACUUGUUCACACCCUCUCUUU